AAAUGGCUGCAGUGCGACUUCUGGCGCGGUGGCCAUUUUGGAACUGGGCAAAGCAGCAGCAAAAGUCACUUCUGAGCAUGCUCCGCCCAGUUCCAAAAUGGCGGCAGCGCUACUUCCGGUCUGCUACUUCCGCCCGGUCCCUUAUUUCUCCGACAGCAACUUGGCAGGUAUGGGUAGAGGGCCUGUAAGAGGCAAUCACAAUGACCCAUCAAGUCCAGCAUCCUGUCCUCACAGUGACCAACCAAAUGCUUAUGGAGAGUCCAAAAGAGGACCUGAGAGCAACAACACCUCUCCCUGCUUGGGAUUCCCAGCAACUGGCCUUCAGAUUGCCUCUGAACAGUGGAAGUGGAUGAAGUAUACAUUGGUUCAUGCAAGACCCAAGGCAGCGAUUCAGCUUACAGUCUUUAUUGAGGCCUCAGGAACAGACUGGGGGAACAGGGGAAAGGGUCUGAUUUAUAUAUGCUUCAGCCAGCCCCUGGCAACACCCACUUAAUGCCUGAUUGGAUGCUUUGCACCAGGCAGCGAAUCACAAUGCGGGCUUCAGAAGCCUGGCCUGCAUUGUGACGUGGACUCAAGCUCAGAGCAGGAGACACUAAGGAACAUACUCAACAGUAGAACACAGCCAUCGUGGCUAGUAGCCAUUGAAAGCUUCAUCUACCAUUCUGAUCAUCUUUUAAAGCAGGCAUCCCCAAACUUCGGCCCUCCAGAUGUUUUGGACUACAAUUCCCAUCUUCCCAGACCACUGGUCCUGUUAGCUAGGGAUCAUGGGAGUUGUAGGCCAAAACAUCUGGAGGGCCGAAGUUUGGGGAUGCCUGUAUUAAAGCUAUCAGGUGACAAUAAUAUUUUUAUUCUGUUUAUUGAUUUCAUAAAAUUUAUAUACCACUUGAUUGCAAAAAAAUAAAUAAUCCCUCAAAGUGGUUUACGAAAAAGAAUAAAACAAUGACAUUAUCAAGAGUAAUAAUACUAAUACUAAUAAAUCCAAUGAUAGCCAGUCUGGACUGGCCAUCUGUUCAAAAUUCUUUGAAGAGAUUUUUCACCCUGCACAGGUGGCCCAUCCAUAGCUGCCAAGUCUCCCGUUUCCCCCGGGAAAACCCCUUUUUUACUUACCUUUUCCCGGUGGUCCCCCGUAUCACUUGGUCUCCCGUUUUUCUCCGUUAUUUUCUCCUGCCGGCGGCCAUUUUUUUCUUUCCGAUUUGCCCUUCUAUGGGCACCCAAAAUGGCUGCCGCCAGCUUCAAAAGUCGCAUCUAUGCAUGUCCGGAAGUGCAUAGACGUGACUUCCAGUGUUGGCAGCGGCCAUUUUGGGUGCACAUAGAUGGGCAGAGUGACACCGGAAGUUGCGUCGGUGCACUUCCUGACAUGCGUACAAGUGACUUUCGAAGCCGGUGGCAGCCAUUUUGGGUGCCCAUAGAAGGGCAAAGCGACACCGGAAGUUACAUCGACGCAACUUCCUGUGUCAAACAGCUGCCGGUCCCGGAUUCUGCAGUCCGGAACUUAGAAGGUAAGGGCCCAUCCCGUUUUGUGGCCUGAGGCAAAAUGGGAGGGUGCUGCCCCCAUGCCUUGCUUACUUGCGGUUGUGCAGCAGCAACAGCAGUGGUGGCAGUGGCAGCUUCUGGGGAGAUCUAGUGAGAUUUCGUUGGAAGCCUCGGCUGCUACUUCUUGCUUCCCUGGUGGCGGUGGGCAGGUCACCCACGGGGACACUGCCCUGUGGGAUUCUGCCACCUGAGGCAGCUUCCUCAAUCUGCCUCAUGGAUGGGCCGGCCCAUGUCCUCUGUAAAGCAGGACGUGUGGCCUCUUCAGAAAGUGCUGCUGCUGACGCCUUAAAGCUCAGCCAUUGAUUUCCUUUGCACAGCUACUGUUCUUCAGUGCCAGCACCAGGUGAUGCAAUAAAAGCAGGAGAUCAGCGCAGAGCCUGUGCAUGUCUCCAGGGAAGGCCGGCCUUGGUAAUUAAGGACAUUUGAGGAGCUGCAGUGGGCCCGACGUCCAUGCCAAAUUAACAGCCAACAGCAAGGCCUUCUCUGGUUAAUAUUUUAACAGUGUUUUUAAUGUUUAUGAAGUGACUUCUCUUCUUGACACUUGAAAUGGGCCCCUUUCAGGCUCGGCUGCAGAAGGAGAUUUAUUUUAAUAUUAUUGUAUUUACUAUUGAUGCCUUCUUGCAGGGACAGCACCACAUAACUGCAAAUCUAUACCGAAUGACCCAGCUUGAAAACAAUUCUUUAUCCGUAAACCGGCUUCAAGAGACACUGCGAAAGCAGACGUCACGAAAAGGGCGACCGCCUGCCAGACUCUUUAUUUUAUCAUAGCUGAAUUUCGGAGCUGGUGCUUGGCCAGUUCACCACAGAACAGGAGUAUCUUCGGCCCUGUCCCUGCUCCUUAAAUGUCCUCAAUUACCAGGACCAUCCAUCCCUUGAGAUAAACACAGGCUCUGGGUCCAUCAGCCGUAGGGUGGGUAGGUCAGGAGCAUCCCAGACCCUGAGAUUUUGGGGCACAAAGCUGAUACCUGGGGGCCGCCCCUGGUGAUGUCACUGGGCUAGCCCCUGGAGAUGGAGGUUAAUUGGGAGAGUGGAGUGGAGGAGGACAGAUCCCCUCCCUAGAGUUUAUGCUAUAAUUUGCAGCCCACUCUUGCUGGGCUGAAGCUUCUAAGCUGCAUGCACAGUUUUCUCGUUUUAUUAAAGGCGCUGUUGUCCUACUGGAAAUUCAAGCCCUCCACCUGCCACCUGCAGGGAGCUGGGCAAACCUGGAGACAUCAGGUCAGACUCUGGAGGUCUGGCAUCACUAAUCCCCUUCUUUUAUUGCACUGUGUUGUGGUGGCACUGGAAGAAAGCAGCAGCUCAAAGGAAAUCAAUGACUGAGCUUUAAGACAUCGGCAACAGUGCUAUGCCUUCAUUCUCUUCUUUGGGUCUGGCUGCCUUAACUCACUGAAAGGAACUGCAAAAACAGGAGCUUAAAUCUGGCAUGGGAAGACUGAUUUUUGGAAUACCCUUUGAAAAAUAUUUUAAAAUUUGCAUUGGUGGCCCUUUUCAUGACUCUGACAAGUGAUUUGUGUGCACAAUUUAUCUGUGUCGUGUCAGAUUAUAAAUUCCGCAGGCACGGAUCUGAUUGCAUUUGUUGAGAGGCAUACCACUUUUGCAACAGAUGCCCCUGACUUUCCAAUAUGCUGAGGGGAGGAGGGAGGGAGGGAGGGAGAAAAACACACACAACUCUUCCCAGUUUCUCAACAUCAUGCAUAAUCUUGGACACCUCUUCCAUUUCCUUCUUUACUCUAUGUUGUGAACUGCUCUUAGAUCUAAGGAUGAAGGGCAGUAUAACAAAUUUAAUAAAGAAAAUAAAUAUCCCUUUAAACGGAAGAUCCCCAGACUAAUAUCUAGAUACUUGUCUGGGUGCUCCACAAUCUUGUUGUGGUAAGCAGUCUCAGGGGUUUCCUGUCCAUCAAUCAAGGCCUGGCUGAACUUGCCUGGGGUUGGAGGCAAUUGUUCACUGCUCGUUCGAUACCUGUAAUCUCAGUGGCUCUGGCAACUGCUUAGCAAACGGGGCAGCUUCUCCCUUAACAGCUGAGGAUCAUCUUGCACCCAGAGGCCCAUGGAAUGGAUGGCCUCCGUAAUUUUUAUCUCUGCUGUUCGAACUACAGAUGUUUUUCUCCACUACAAAAGUGUCUGAUCUUCUUCCUGAUAUUUACAAGCUGUUUGCUCUCCUUUGCACCCCGAGGUCUUGGGUUCCACAGGUGGCUAAGCUUUGGUUUUCAGCCUUUUUGGUUUGUAAAGUUGUGCUGCCUGCAGGACUGACAACUUGGCUCCUCCGAGCUUUCCAGUGUGAUUCCAGAUCUGGGCAGGGUCGUAAAUUGGGUUGGGGAGGAGCAAUGCUGCUGCCUCAGCACAGCUGCUUUGAGGGCACUGCUGUGCAGAGAUUCCAGGGAGAAUGGAGCUCAUGUUGUGGGGCACUGAGAAAAACACACAGGCUUGCAUUUGUUUAGAUAGGGUUGGGAAUGUGUUAGGUAUUUGGCACAGGUGCAAUAAGACCGGCAAUGGAGAAAUGUGCCUGUCAUCUGUUGGGUGGGUUAGAGAGCUUUUAAUCAGUGCCCAUGAUUCUGGAUUACAGUUCUCUGCACUUCGUCUGUUGAAUGCAAGCUGAUUCCAUGGGGUAGUGGAAAAGACUGGGUGGGGUGACUGGCAGUAAUGGGUAGCAUCCAGCUAAAUUUUACCUGGAGUAAGCCCACUGAAAUUAAUGGACCCAAAUUAGUUAUGUCCAUGAAUCCAAACGGAUCUACUCUUGUCAUACUCAUACCCUUCAACAUCUCUCUGAUGAAAAUAGAGACGUCCCAUUCCAUAAUGAUAAUUUUACUAUUUAUACUUCACACAUCAUACUGGGCUGCCCUAGCCACUCUGGGUGGCUCCCAACAUAUAUUAAAAAACAUAAUAAAACAUUAAACAUAAACCCCCCUUCCCUAUACAGGAUUGCCUUCAGAUGGCUCAGGGGUCGGAUAAAUCCAUACCUAAUAAUAAUAAUAAUAAUAAUAAUAAUAAUAAUAAUAAUAAUAAUAUAUUAUUUAUACCCUGCCCAUCUGGCUGGGUUUCCCCAGCCACUCUGGGCGGCUUCCACCAGAAGAAUAAAAUAAUCAAUUAAAGAUUAAAAUCCUCCCUAAGCAGGGCUGCCUUCAGAUGUCUUCUAAAAAUCUGGUAGCUGUUUUUCUCUUUGACAUCUGAUGGGAAGGUGUUCCACAGGGCGGGCACCACUACCGAGAAGGCCCUCUGUCUGGUUCCCUGCAACGUGGCUUCUCGCAAUGAGGGAACCGCCAGAAGGCCCUGGGCGCUGAAGUUGAACCUCAGUGUCCGGGCAGAACAAUGGGGGUGGAGACGCACCUUUAGGUAUACUGGACCGAGGCCAUUUAGGGAUUUAACAGUCAGCCCCAACACUUUGAAUUGUGCUCGGAAACGUACUGGGAGCCAAUGCAGAUCUUUCAAGACCAGUGUUAUGUGGUCUUGGCGGCCGCUCCCAGUCACCAGUCUAGCUGCCAACAUUUCUCCAAUGAAAAUAGGGACAUCCUAAGGAAAAGUGGGACAUUCCGGGAUCAAAUCAGAAACUAGGAUGGCUUCUCUAAAUCAGGGACGUCCCUGGAAAAUAGGAACACUUGGAGGGUCUGCAUGCUCAGUCAGGGUACCUUCCCCCACUCCUUUUUGUCCAGGCAGUCCCUGACAGUGUUUCACAGAAUCUCUCCCCCCCCCCCUCUUUGGAAUGCAGUGCAAAACCUGAGCCCUCUGCUAUUCCCUGCUAGGACUUUGAGGGUGUUUCAUCAAACCGUUGAUUCUCUUUCGGUGUGCAGACAAUUUCUGAUGGAAGUGUUCCUCUUCUGAUCCCCCCCCCCCCCCCGUGGAGGAGAGCCUCGUUCAGCGACCUUUCAGAGAGCUCUCAGAAUGAGAAAACAAACAAGGCUUUAGCCUUGACUGGCAGUUCCAAUUAGGGAAGAGGCAGGAGGGUGGCGGUUCUGCGCAGAGGACGCCUCACCUGACGCAUCUGCUGCGAUGACUGGCAGGUGCCCCUAGCCUGGAAAUGGGACUGGAUCGGCCCACCUGCCAUGCUAGCAGCUGCUGGCUGUACUUUCGAAGAAGACGGGGACUUAAACCAGUGUGAGUAUAGCCAAGGUGUUGAGGAUGACUUUGACUGGGAGCUGACCCGGAGCUACCUCAUGCCCCACCUGACAUCUGAUCUUCCUCAUGGGUCCUACCUGAUGGUCAACUCCUCUCAACAUGCUCAGGGUCAGAAAGCUCACAUCCUCUUCCAGACGCUCAGUGAGAACGACACCCACUGCCUCCAGUUCAGCUACUUCAUGUACAGCCGGGACGGCCACAGCCCAGGGACCCUGAACGUCUACGUGAAGGUGAACGGGGGUCCACUGGGCAGUGUGGUGUGGAAUGUCUCUGGCUCCCAUGGGCGGCAGUGGCACCAAGUGGAACUAUCCGUCAGUAUGUUUUGGCCCAAUGAGUACCAGGUCCUGUUUGAGGCAGUGGUCUCCAGUGAACACAGAGGAUACCUAGGAUUGGAUGACAUCCUGCUCUUGAACUAUCCGUGCUCUAAAGCACCUCAUUUUUCCCGCCUGGGUGAUGUGGAGGUGAAUGCCGGUCAGAACGCCACCUUCCAGUGUGUUGCUUCCGGCAAGGCAUCUGAAGCAGAGAGGUUCCUUAUGCAGAGGCAGAAUGGAGCAAUUGUCCCGGCAGCUUCCGUGAAACACAUCAGCCACCGGAGAUUCUUGGCUUCCUUUCAACUGGAUAAAGUUUCCAAUGGAGACCAGGACUUUUACCGUUGCGUUACCCAGUCUGGCAGGGGCUCUGGCGUCUCCAACUUUGCAGAACUGAUUGUGAAAGAGCCCCCUACGCCCAUUGCACCCCCACAGCUGCUGAGAGCAGGCUCGACGUACCUGAUCAUCCAGCUCAACACCAAUUCCAUUAUCGGAGAUGGCCCCAUUGUAAGGAAGGAAAUUGAGUACCGAAUGACCUCUGGGCCGUGGUCGGAGGUUCAUGCUGUGAACAUGCAGACCUACAAGUUGUGGCACUUGGAUCCAGACACGGAAUAUGAGAUCAGUGUCCUGCUUACCCGGCCAGGGGAUGGAGGGACUGGAAAACCUGGGCCUCCCCUCAUCAGCAGGACAAAAUGUGCAGAACCCAUGAGGGCUCCCAAGGGCCUCGCAUUUGCUGAGAUUCAGUCCAGGCAGCUGACCCUUCAGUGGGAACCUCUGGGCUACAACCUGACGCGAUGUCACACUUACACCGUCACGCUCUGCUAUCGCUACGCCGUGGGCACUGGCCACAACCAGACGUUCCGGGAAUGCGUGAAGAUGGAGCGCAAUGCCAACCGCUACACCAUCAAGAACCUCCUCCCCUACAAAAAUGUCCAUGUCAAGCUCAUCCUCUCCAACCCCGAGGGGAGGAAAGAAGGGAAAGAGAUGAUAUUUCAGACGGAUGAAGAUGUCCCCGGAGGCAUUGCUUCGGAGUCCCUCACAUUCACCCCCUUGGAGGACAUGAUUUUUCUGAAAUGGGAGGAACCAGUGGAGCCCAAUGGCCUCAUCACACAGUACGAGAUCAGCUACCAGAGCAUUGAAUCCUCUGACCCAGCAGUCAAUGUCCCUGGCCCACGGCGUACCGUCUCCAAGCUCCGAAAUGAAACUUACCAUGUUUUCUCCAACCUGCAUCCCGGGACAACCUACCUCUUCUCAGUGCGGGCACGGACCGGCAAGGGAUUUGGCCAAACGGCUCUGACCGAGAUCACCACUAACAUCUCAGCUCCUAGCUUCGAUUAUGGGGACAUGCCCUCCCCUCUGGGAGAGUCAGAGAGCACCAUCACCAUUCUGCUGAGGCCGGCACAAGGCAGAGGUGCCCCUAUCAGCACAUACCAAGUCGUUGUGGAAGAAGACAGGCCUAGGAAGGUCAAGCGGGAGGUGGGGGGCCAGGAAUGCUUUCCGGUGCCCCUAACCUUUGACGACGCCAUGUCCCGUGGCUCAGUUCACUACUUUGGAGCCGAGCUGCCCCCCAGCAGCCUCACAGAAGCCAAGCCCUUCACGGUAGGGGACAACCAAACCUACAGUGGCUACUGGAAUCCACCGCUGGAGCCCAAGAAGGCCUAUCUCAUCUACUUCCAGGCCAUGAGCCAUCUCAAAGGGGAAACGAGGCUGAAUUGCAUCCGAAUAGCCCGGAAAGCUGCCUGCAAAGAGAGCAAGCGUCCCCUGGAAGUGUCCCAGCACUCAGAGGAAAUGGGCCUCAUCCUGGGCAUUUGCGCCGGAGGACUUGUGGUGCUGAUCAUCCUCCUGGGGGCCAUCAUUGUCGUCAUACGGAAAGGGAAACCAGUCAACAUGGCCAAAGCGACAAUCAACUACCGCAAUGAGAAGACACACAUGAUGAAUGCAAUUGAUCGAAGCUUUACAGACCAAAGCACCCUGCAGGAAGAUGAGAGGCUGGGCCUGUCCUUCAUGGACACACACAACUACAGUAACAGAGGUGACCAGCGCAGCAGUGUUGUCAAUGAGUCCAGCAGCUUGUUAGGGGGUUCCCCUCGGCGGCAGUGUGGGCGCAAAGGCUCCCCCUACCACACUGGUCAGCUCCAUCCUGCCGUCCGAGUGGCUGAUCUUCUCCAGCACAUCAACCAGAUGAAGACUGCGGAAGGCUAUGGCUUCAAACAGGAGUAUGAGAGUUUCUUUGAAGGCUGGGAUGCUUCAAAGAAGAAAGACAAGACCAAAGGGAGACAGGAUCACAUGCCAACCUAUGAUCGGCAUCGAGUUAAACUCCAUCCACUUCUUGGGGACCCCAACUCGGACUAUAUCAAUGCCAACUACAUUGAUGGUUACCACAGAUCCAACCACUUCAUAGCCACUCAAGGCCCCAAACAGGAGAUGAUCUAUGAUUUCUGGCGGAUGGUGUGGCAGGAGCACUGUUCUAGCAUAGUGAUGAUAACCAAGCUGGUUGAAGUGGGAAGGGUCAAGUGCUCCAAAUACUGGCCAGAUGACUCAGAGAUGUAUGGCGACAUCAAAAUUACCCAGGUGAAGUCGGAGACAUUGGCGGAAUAUGUCGUGAGGACGUUCACUCUGGAGAGGAGGGGCUACUCAGCAAGGCAUGAAGUAAAGCAGUUCCACUUCACAUCAUGGCCAGAACAUGGGGUGCCUUACCAUGCAACCGGGCUCCUGGCAUUCAUCCGCAGAGUGAAGGCCUCCACACCUCCCGAUGCAGGACCCAUUGUUAUUCAUUGCAGUGCCGGCACAGGGAGGACAGGCUGUUACAUCGUCUUGGACGUGAUGCUGGAUAUGGCUGAGUGUGAGGGUGUUGUAGACAUUUACAACUGCGUGAAGACACUAUGCUCACGGAGGAUCAACAUGAUCCAGACUGAGGAGCAAUACGUCUUCAUCCACGAUGCCAUCUUGGAAGCCUGCCUGUGUGGAGAGACCAGUAUCCCUGUCAGUGAAUUCAGGCCCACAUACAAAGAGAUGGUCAGGAUAGAUCCUCAGAGCAACUCAUCACAGCUGCGGGAGGAGUUCCAGCAGACUCUGAAUUCUGUAACACCCCACCUGGAUGUGGAGGAGUGCAGCAUCGCUCUUCUGCCACACAACCGGGAGAAGAAUCGCAGUAUGGACGUGCUGCCUCCAGACCGGUGCCUCCCCUUCUUGAUCUCCAUGGACGGAGACAGCAACAACUACAUCAACGCGGCCUUAACCGAUAGCUACACAAAGAGUGCUGCCUUCAUUGUGACCUUGCACCCACUACAGAACACAACCACAGACUUCUGGAGGCUGGUGUAUGACUAUGGCUGCACCUCCAUCAUCAUGCUGAACCAGCUCAAUCAGUCCAACUCUGCCUGGCCUUGUUUACAAUAUUGGCCUGAGCCAGGACUCCAGCAGUAUGGACCAAUGGAAGUGGAAUACGUUUCUAGGUCAGCUGAUGAGGAUGUUGUCGCUCGUCUUUUCCGGGUUCAGAAUGUAACACGGUUGCAGGAAGGGCACCUGAUGGUUCGACACUUUCAGUACCUGCGGUGGUCAGCCUACAGAGACACCCCUGAUUCAAAGAAGUCCUUCCUGCAUUUAUUAGCCCAAGUGGAUAAGUGGCAGGGGGAGAGCGGCGAUGGAAGGACAAUCGUCCAUUGUUUAAACGGGGGAGGCCGGAGUGGCACUUUCUGUGCCUGCACCAUGAUCUUGGAGAUGAUCAAGUGUCACAAGCUGGUGGAUGUUUUCUUCGCUGCAAAGACCCUCCGCAACUACAAGCCAAAUAUGGUCGAGACCUUUGAACAGUACCACUUCUGCUAUGACCUAGCCCUGGAAUACCUGGAGUCACUGGAGACCAGAUAGCACCUUGCCAGAAGCGCGCAGGCAAGUGUUUGUUUUGGGUUUGUGCCAAACAUGCAUUUUGCAUCCAGACUUUUGAGUAAGAGCAAGAAGGAGGAGGAGAGAAGAGAAUACAAGGAAAAGAACGGAAACUAAAAAGGCAAGAUAUGGGGCCAUGUUGUCCAUCCCCUACCUUCAUCUUUCCUCCUAAGCUUCUGCUCCCACUUCUCCAGCUGCUGGCAGAGCAGAGCCUACACAAACUCAUCCCAUCUACAAAACGAUUGUGUACCUGCCAGCCUGGAGUUUGGCUCCUGUGUGUUGUUUGUGCAUGUAUGGACUGGAAGAGCCUCAGGCGUAAUCUCCUUGUGACUGCACCAAUCACAGCCUAGAAAGGGAUCCAUGCCGCCACCGAGACUGGGAGGAGAGCUGGAGUCCAGCAUCUUUCACAACGACCACAUGCGAUUCGAAGAAACAGUGGUGUUCUGAAAGCUUAUAAGAAGCUCUUUGAAGGCGAUCAUGCAAAAUCUUGGCAACCAUCCUUCUGUGGGAAAGUGUGUGCCAUCUUGGACUGACAGUGAAAAUCGGGACGUGUACAGUUUUUCGCUCUUUGUUUAUAACCCUACGUUUAUUGUUUCCAGACUAAUGCCUGCCUCCAAAGAGUGUUUCUGAAUUUAUCCCUGGUCUAACCUUACCUGUAGGAAAACACAGUGAAUGAAUUUUGGGGAUUAUCUAAGAGAAAGAAAGCACACAGGCUACUUGCUCCAAGACUAAGGUAGCCAGACCAGAUUUUGUAACAACCACCAUGUCUUUGUGCCUGGAUACUCCACUCCAAACAGCAGAAGCUUUAGAAGGGGCUCCCUUUUUAGAGUGUCAAUCCUCCAGCCCUUUCAAGGCAUUUUCAAGAGGGCUACCCCAACACUGAAUCACCCCAGAUAUCACACCAUUCUUCAGAAUGUCAGCCUCUAGAACUAACUCUGUCUCUAUCUCAGACACACACCUACAGUGGUUCCGGACACCACCAGCAAGUGAUUCAGCAGAAAAGUCUAUCCUCCAAAUGGGUUUGACCAUAUUUCUGAGGACUGGCUGACAAGUGGGGACAAACAGGGAUGAGACAGAUGCCAAUGGCAAUGCAGAUCCAUUCUUUUUUUUAAGGGUCAGGCAUGAGCUUCAGGUUGUGGGCUGGCUGCGGCUUUGAGAUGGAAGGAGGUCACUUGUAAAUUAUUUCAGAACAUAGGACUAAUGUGGUUCAAAUUCAUUUUACCUGGAAAGGUAAGUCUGCUCUCCCAGCACACAGGGGCAGACACUUCCACAUUUAUUUUCUGUAGCUUGGUUCAGUGAAUCAGAACUUUAAAAGCAUAAAUUGUGGUGGUUACCAACAGAAGCAUAAGAGAGUUGGGUGGGUGGGAUUUCUUCAUUCUGUGCCCUUAGCUGUGAAGUUGGGCCUGCAGCUGGGGUGUGUGGGUGUGUCAGAAUCUGUGGGGCCACUUUCCUUCCCUUUCCUCCAUCAGCUACCUCCCACUCUGGGUAACAGACUUUUCAUAGAUAAUUAGCAGAAGGGUGUCUCCCUGCAAAGACGCUCCUCAUCUCACCACCGAAGGACCCUAGUUGCAGUCUCAGUUGCUCCCAUAAAAUCCUGAUUGGCCAAGACACUGACUGAACUAGCAAAGGAAGGAGAGAACUCUUAGUGGCUAGGGGUAUGCAUUCAUCAACCAAUGCAAAGGAACAUAUGGGAGACCUAUCCAGAACCCCCUUUUGUGCACAUUUAGGAGAGUUACCUUAUUUGGCAGCCAUUCCUGGCAGUCCCCAUUCAUUCCCCAAAUAUCUGCAUCAUUCCAGAGUGGUGAUGUCGGCCAAAUUGGGAGCCACCAGAUUAUGUGGGGAUCACUAUUUGUUCUACCAUGCCCUGAAAUGGCACAAUGUUCAGGGCAAUCUGAGCAACAACAAGAACAACAAAAUAGCCUGGUUGCUGCCAGGAGGAAUGAAUCUUUGCUGAGCUGCAGCAGCACAAAAGCUGGGGGCACAAAAUAGUGAUUAUUAAAACUGGGGAAAAACCCCCAACAUCAACAUCUGAAAAUGAAUGGGAAUAUCAAGAUGGAUGAAAUGCUAAGAAAUAUGAAGCAAAGAGUUUUCAGUAGCAAAGGCAAAAGGUAUUCUGAAAUUGGGGAGAGGACGAGCCUCUCAGACCCCUAAAGAGUACAGUUUUCUAGUCAUGCUAUGGAAACCAGCCCUCUUUUGUUUUCAGCCACUGGCUUUUCCAUCCAGAUUACCAUUGGUGCCUCCAAGAAGAUUUAGGACACCUCUUUCCUGCAUGGGUUAAAGGCAGUUCAAUAGGCCACUGUGCAAAAAUGAAAACCAAAAUUGUUGCUCCUAGCUAAGAGGAAGCCAACAAGGCCUAUGGUAUCAUACGGCACUUAUAAUCGACAUCAAUGCCAGAGUAGUGGGGGGAAUUAUUUGAGGGUGGAACUGAUGGAAAACAUAAGCUGAAAUUAAAGGGCUCCUCUACACCUUUCUGAACAUAGAGAUUCAUACUGAGAAAUGCCACUUUUGUGAAUAGCAACAUAUGGCUUCCUGUGUUCAGAGCAAAGGCAACCACCAUUCAUUUUUCUACAAACUUUUUACAAGAGUAUUUAGAAGGCUGUGCCAAUGGCACUGUUUCACAAGGGUGUAGAAUGUGGCACUGAAUUCAGCUUGCUGAGACCUUUCAUACGGUAUUAGUUUUUCUUUUUUAAAACAACAACAACACAUGACUGAGUUCCAGCCAUCAAGACCGUAGAUGCAUUCUUGAAAUGCCUGAUGAACUCUCUGAAGACAGAGGUUUUGCUUUGCUGGAUUUUCAAGGAUUGGAGGUGGAGUUUAAGUGCUCUGCACAGCUCCUGUCUACCUCCUAUGACUACAAAAAUUGGAACAGAUUAUACAAAACGGUAAAGAUUUUCAGAAUCCUGCAAAAUUAAGAGGCAUUGUGCAAAUUGGGUUUUUUUUGUAUUCUUUAUAUUGGUUACCAAAUCCAGCCUUUCUUAGUGCAGGAUUCUAUUUCAGAGUUCACAUGGUCUGAUACAGUAAGUCUCCUUGAUUUAAAGUAACACGGGAUGUGUCCCAAAUCCCAGAAAAGUAUCCCCCCCCCGGGGGGGGAAUGUUUUAGGGGAAGCAGUGCUAAGAAACCUUCACCUUGCACAUCUAGCAAGCAAGAUAUAAGUCAAACAAUUAUUUUGAGGAUGCUUGCUAAUAUCCAUUGUUUUCAUUACUGAGCAGUACGGCCCUAUUUAUGGAGAAAUAAACAACUACUGCCAUGUACAUCUCCUCUAGAUCAGACACCCCGACAGUUAAUCCAAAUGGAAACGUCUGUUCACACGGCAAAUAAAUAAAUAAAAAGCAAAUAAGCAUAUUUUGUUUAUGAAGUUGUGUGUACAUAUUGCAGCAAGCAUCAUCAUAGAAGCAUAAUUCCCCCCCUCUCUCACACACAGUGAGUUUGAUACAAAUUUGAUACAUAACUCUAUUUUUUUUUCAAAAAAACCAAACAAACAGCAAUUUUGCAGAAAAUUAAAUCUGCCCGAAUAAUGGGGCAACACUUUUUAGGCUUCCAGAAUGGUCUGAAUCUAUUAACUAGCCCUGCUAGCUAACUAUGCAUGUCUAAAGCUGAACUGGGGCAUCCAUCCCUCAGAUAUUUUGGAUCAAGGAGACUGCGCCAAUGCAAUCCUAUGCACACUUACUCUGAAGUCACUCCCACUGCAUUCAAGCUCUGCUGUCAUGCAAAUGUGCACAGGAUUGCAAUUCAGUUUUUUAUUUUGUUUUAAAGGGAUGCUAGAUGUUCAGGUCUGGAUGGAAAGAAUAUUUCCUAACCUGUAUGAUGAAAAAAGCAGCAGUAGUUAAUAAAUGAACCAUCCAGAUCUCUUUGCUCUGAAGAUGCAACAACACGAUGGGACUUUGGGGGCUCUUUUGAUAUUCUUGUUCCUUACUUUCCACCGUAUGUUUGUUUGAUACUUUGUGGGAAAUGACAUUCUGCAGUCCCACCUGCUCUGUCCAUCAACACCUGGCUGUUUUGCUGCUGCUCGGAAGCUUUAACUCUGUGUGUGGACUCCUGGUCGCCCGAGUAGACGUAACGGGCUGCUUCAUUCAUCCCAUUGGAGAAACACAAAAUUGUAUGAAAAAUGCUAAUGCCUUCAAUAAAGACAAGACAGUUCGUACAAAAGCUAUCCUGCCAAGGAAUUUAUAUAUAUAUAAAUAAAUAACCUCGGUAGAGGCAGAUUGUGUAGUAAACUCACGUAUCACAUGGCAUCCACACACCUGUAAAAGAGAGGCGCUAAACAAAAGUUGGGGUUUUGAAUGGCAGCAAAUGUAUUGAAUUAUUUUAACUGGAUCUUCAAAUGGGUAAGACUGCUAUGUGAAGCAGCAAGGCUAUCAUAAUGGUCUGAAUCUAUUAAUCUCUAGAAAUUUGAGUGAUAGGAAUGUGAUCCCUCAGUCUCAGAUUUGUUGGACGAGCUCCCAUGGCUCAAGGCCUCGGAGCAAUUAAUUCCCCACUCCUUGCUAGCCCAUUGAGGGAAUUCUGAACUCUUUCCACACCCCUCUAGCCAUGAGGCUUUGAGUGGUUGAGCAGGGUUCCUGUCCCCUCCCCUCCAGCCAUGAAGCAUUGAUGGACAGGUCUGAUGAAGCAGCCCUUCAUCUCCUCGAACUUGCUUCAAGGUGUUCACCAAUUAUUUCUCCUCCUGCCCCAGUUUACCUAACUCAACACUGGAACUUCCCCCUACAAUGGAGAACCACCUGAUGACCAAGGCCAGUAUGGGCAAAUGAUCCCCACAAGAAAUCCAAAGCCAGGUGGGACCUCUUGGGCAGGGGACUCUAUAUGGCUCCAAGUAAAUGGCAAACAGAACAAGUCCUAUACUAACUAAUGGAUAGGAGAGUGCCUGCCAAGUCGCAACCGAGCACAGGGAGAGCUUGUGUCAGAUGAAACAGACUUGAGACUGCCUCUCCUCAGCUAAUUCCAGCUGGUAGCAAAGGUCAUCUCAGGAUUUAGUGGGCUGGGUAUAAAGGCUGAUCCACCCAGCUGCCCUAAAGAAUGAUAAAUUGGACCCGUACUGGAGUGGAGUCUUGUUUUGGUAGUGGAAAUAGAAAAGAGCAGAUGUUGAGAGGCGAUAAAACGUUCUAGAUUUCCACAGUGGGGUAGGGGUGGGGAGAAUCAUGUCAUUGCUCAGGUCAGUGUUCCUGAAAACAUGCAGCACUAACAGGAAAGUAAUACAAUCCUAGUAGCGCUGCUUCAACAGAGGUAUAGUAUCCAGAGAGGAAGUGACCGUACCACUCUAUUCCACCUCAGUCAGGCCCCACCUGGAAUACUGUGUCUAGUUCCAGGCACCAGAGUUCAAGUAGGAUAUUGACAAGCUGCAGCAGAAGGGUGACUAAGAUUAUAAAGGAUCUGGAAAUCAAGCCUUAUGAGGAAUGGUUGAAGGAGUUGAGUAUGUUUAGCCUGGAGUAGAUUGAGAGGUGAUGCACAUUUACUUAGACUCAUAUAGAAUCAUAGAAUCAUAGAGUUGGAAGAGACCACAAGGGCCAUCCAGUCCAAUCCUCUGCCAAGCAGGAAACACCAUCAAAGCAUUCUUGACAUAUGCCUGUCAAGCCUCUGCUUAAAGACCUCCAAAGAAGGAGACUCCACCACACUCCUUGGUAGCAAAUUCCACUGCUGAACAGCUCUUACUGUCAGGACGUUCUUCCUAAUGUUUAGGUGGAAUCUUCUUUCUUGUAGUUUGAAUCCAUUGCUCCGUGUCCGCUUCUCUGGAGCAGCAGAAAACAACCUUUCUCCCUCCUCUAUAUGGCAUCCUUUUAUAUAUUUGAACAUGGCUAUUAUAUCACCCCUUAACCUUCUCUUCUCCACUUAUUGAAAGGACUUUCAGGGCACACUGAAAAAUGCAGAAAAACACAGGAAACGUUUUGGGGUUUGUUUGUUUUUAAUGUACUUUGGUAUUUAGGUUUUCUCAGCAUUUUCACUUUUCGAUGCCAUAACAAACUAUAUAUUAAAAAACAAAUACCCCAAACAUGGCAAUUUAACCAUUCAUUAUAGCCAUCUGGAUGUGCAGUCAUUCCCCCAAAUGUUACCCCAAAGCAGACUGAAAGAAAGACAUCUUCAGAGCUCUCUUAAAACCCAGUGGUGACAUUAGAGAGAAAUUUGAGUCAGUUUGCAUUUAAAGACAAAUCAACGAGACUUGUGUUUUCCAAAACAAUAUGCAAACCAAAACAGAGCCCUCCUUCGAAUUCACACAUAACUGAAUUUUGUGAUGUAGUUCUUCAACCAGACAAUAUUUACCAAAAAUGCCAAUAAAUGCCAAUAAAAAAAUCAAUAUAUGGUUAAUUUUCAUGAGGUUUUUUCUUUCUUUUCAAAAUUCCAAAUAACUGAAUUUAAGAUCGGGAAAAAAUAUUUCCAAUCCUAUAUUGUCACGUAUCCCCCCUCCAACCAGGAAGUGCCAAAUCAUCAUCUUCAUCCCCAUGCAGCUUCAUUAUUGUUCCACUUUAAGAUAUGCUUAAAAUGCUCCAUUCUCUUGCAGCUUAGGAAUUCGUCCUUUCUGAAUUUCUACAUUGAAUGCCUUGAUCUGCACCUUUCAGACUCAUAUGUGCAUGAGAAUUUAGCAGUUCGCUGGCUUUAGCACUCCUCUAAUUAUUGCAGUUGUCAGCAGUUUAUAUUAUCAUGAUAUGCAAUUACCGGUAAAUAGCUAAAACAUAUUUUGGAGAGGAAACAUGUAUUUAAAAAUAUGUUUGGAAGGAUUAUUUAUUUUAUUUUUACUGUAGAAAAAAAUAUUAUUCAUGUCAUUUCUAUACAGCUUUACAUUUUGUAGGAAAAAUUCUCAGAGCAGUUUACAACACAUUAAAAGACCAAACAAUCAAAAAAUGAAGCAUUACCGAAGAAAAUAGAAGGGGAUUGUGGAUUUUAAAAACCACAAAGUGAGAAAGAAGAGAAAUAGAUACAUUCAUCCUAUUCCAGCCUUGUCAUUAGCUUUUGCUGCAAAAAUAGCAGGUUGGAGGAGGAAUAACACACCCAGUUCUACAGUCUUAUUCCUCUGUUUAUUUC
Molecule: messenger RNA, 16839 nt
Organism: Zootoca vivipara (common lizard)
Lineage: Eukaryota; Metazoa; Chordata; Lepidosauria; Squamata; Lacertidae
Gene: PTPRU
Product: protein tyrosine phosphatase receptor type U
Biological process (GO): protein dephosphorylation
Cellular component (GO): membrane
Molecular function (GO): protein binding; protein tyrosine phosphatase activity
Source: RefSeq, a predicted model, not a curated record